AUGGGCCAGAGAAAGAAGCAACAUGGGCCAAGCUACGCAACACACAAAGCCUUCUACGAUGCAGUGAGAAAAAGCAACUGGUCCCUGGUUUUCAUAGAAAAUGUGACAGAAUACCAGGAACAGUUGGCGCAACAGGAGUUGGGCAAGCCGUGGUGCAUUCUUUCAUGUCGCUUGGACCCACGGGUCCUAGGCAUGGGAUGUGCAAGAGCAAGGGUCUUUAUGGUUGCUUAUAGAACUGACAAGCUGGUGUGGGAUGCGCCCUUUGGUUUGAAUGAAUUGGUAGAGUGUCUUCGAGGGCGGGUGGUGAUGACAGCAAAAGAUUACUACUACAUGGACCUCCCCAGGGAGCGGAACCUGGCAGACUACAAUUCAGAGAGCCGGAAGCUGCAGUUUCCCGACCUCAACCAGUAUGCUAAAAACGGCCGGGGACGAGGAGAGACAGUUGACAACGCUUUGCCAACCCUGACCACGACCAGUGGAAGACUGUUCUCCCAGGCACAUCACCGUUUCUUGCACCCAGAUGAGAUGCUGGCCAGCCACGCGUUGCCUAUCUCAAAGGACCAGGGAAAGGCAUGCAGGGCUCCAACUCUUGAGCUGGAUAAAGUUCCAUAUACUUCCAAAGUCCACAUGGCCGGAAAUGCCAUCAACAUACCAACAAUUGGUAGUGUGAUGUUGGCAGCUGCUCUUGCAUUCCAGCCAGUUCAGAAGCCAUGA
Messenger RNA from Durusdinium trenchii, 714 nucleotides. The record is from the annotation of a GenBank genome assembly. NCBI's taxonomy places the organism in Eukaryota, Dinophyceae, Suessiales, Symbiodiniaceae.